Messenger RNA from Cladophialophora immunda, 2117 nucleotides. RefSeq names its product mannose-6-phosphate isomerase, class I. Bases 229 to 1563 code for a protein of 444 amino acids. Gene Ontology annotation, molecular function: zinc ion binding; mannose-6-phosphate isomerase activity. Lineage: Eukaryota; Fungi; Ascomycota; Eurotiomycetes; Chaetothyriales; Herpotrichiellaceae. The record is from RefSeq and is a predicted model, not a curated record. Gene Ontology annotation, cellular component: cytosol. The transcript is spliced from 2 exons. Gene Ontology annotation, biological process: carbohydrate metabolic process; GDP-mannose biosynthetic process.
CCACGUUCCCCUCCAAGUCAAAAACGUCUUCAAUAUCAAGUGGAUCUGGUCUCAAGCCACUCUCGCCUUCUUUCACCGCCAUAUUGCUUUCACCAACUGGACUCCCCUCAAGACUCGGAGGCACCAAGUCAUACUGACACUCCCUCCUUAUCUCAGUCCAAGUCAGACGACACCAUCAAGUUCCAGUAAUUAUUAAAAGACUUGGGGUUGUGCUGAGGUCUAGCCAUCAUGCAAGUCCCCUUAAUUCGUCUCCAAUGCGGCUGCAACAGCUAUGACUGGGGCAAGAAAGGGAAGGACUCUGCGGCGGCCAAAUAUGCUGCGGCGACGCCUUCAGACAACUUCACCAUCCAAGAAGACAAACCAUACGCCGAACUAUGGAUGGGCACACACCCUUCCCUGCCUUCUAAGGACCUCGUCACUGGUAGAUCUCUGCUCGAUCUCGUCGCCGACAACCAAGCACUGAUGGGCACCGACAUCACCGAGAAAUACAACAAAAAGCUACCGUUCCUCUUCAAGGUCUUGUCCAUCAACAAGGCAUUGUCCAUUCAAGCCCAUCCCAACAAGAAGCUUGCCGAGAAGCUCCAUGCCAAAGACCCAAAGAACUAUCCAGACGACAACCACAAACCCGAGAUGACACUCGCCAUCACCCCGUUCGAAGGCCUCUGUGGAUUCCGCCCCCUCAACGAAAUUGCUCACUUUCUCGCAACCAUUCCACCCCUGCGUGAGCUGGUCGGUGAGAGCGAGGCCAAAGGCCUUGAAGAAAUCGCCAAUUCUUCCUCGCCAUCUCUCGCCGAUGCCAAAUCCCGCCUCAAGGCCGCGUUCAGCUCGCUCAUGAAGUCUUCCAAGGCAGAUGUCGCCGAAAAAUCCCACGCCCUCCUGGAGCUCGCCAAAAAGGGAUCGAUUUCUCCAGGCCCCAGUGUGAACACCUCCGAAGAGCUCUGCGAACUCGUACAGCGAUGCAACAGCCAGUUCCCAGAAGACAUUGGCCUCUUCGUGUUAUUCUUCCUCAACUUCGUCAAACUCCAGCCCGGCCAAGCCAUGUACCUAAAGGCGGACGACAUCCACGCGUACAUCUCCGGCGACAUUAUCGAGUGCAUGGCAAGCAGCGACAACGUGAUCCGCGCGGGCUUCACGCCCAAAUUCCAGGACGUCAAUACCUUGACCGACAUCUUGACCUACGACCACAAUCCUCCCGAGCAGCAGCUCCUCCAGCCCGUCGACUACCCCUACGUCACGCUCAACGACAAAGCCUACAGCUCUGGCAGCGACUCCUUGCUGUACGAUCCCCCGAUCGAGGAAUUCAGCGUCGUGCGCACGGUGCUCAAGAAGCCCGGCGCCAAGGCCACGUUCGAGGGCAUCGCCGGGCCCAGCAUCGUCAUCUGCACGAGCGGCGAGGGCAAGGUCAGCGUCGGCCCCAAGACGGAGGACUUCAAGGAAGGCUGGGUGUACUUUGUGGGCGCGACCGCCGAGCUGGUCAUCGAGAGCUCCGCCGACGAGAUGGUCACGUUCAGAGCCUUCUGCGAGAUCGACGACCAGGCCACCAAGCAGAACGGGGCGCAUUGACUAGCCGCCGCCCCCCGCAGGACGAGAGCUCAGCUGUGAGCGACGUCUCGACGCGACAGGAGCAACGGAAAGUGCGAAAAGGCACCCGCCAUGAAGGGGGAGUCGAGGAAGAGGGAUACGGAUGUGCCGUGAUUUUCUAUGCAUGGGUUUUAUGAAGACGGGAGAUUAAGAAUCGGACCAGAUAUAACGGACAGAACGAUCGAAAAGUUUCAGCUUACGAGGAAGAACCGGACGUGGUAGAUGAGGGCCUUAGAAGAGGGAAACUUCGGUUGGCAAGAGUCGCAGUCACUCGUGCAGACAAGGCAAUGCAGUAUUCCUUCUGACCCUUCAAUUUCGCGCACCACAAAAGUCUUCUUGCCCAGUCAGGGGUUCCACGGAGACAUACGUCCAUACAUGUCGGGGGGGACAGAACAGCAUCGCUGGUCGGCGGUGUGCCCGCUCAAUUUACCGCUCUGCGUGUACACCGGCGUAGGGCUGACUCGCUUUCCGAUAUUUGUGCGUAUCAUCACAUGCAAGGAGAGCCCUAUCACUGCCCGCAGAUUGGAGCGUUAACA